Porites lobata is the source of this 4485-nucleotide messenger RNA. NCBI's taxonomy places the organism in Eukaryota, Metazoa, Cnidaria, Anthozoa, Scleractinia, Poritidae. The record is from the annotation of a GenBank genome assembly.
CUUGAAAAGCUCGUGAACGUUCAACAACAGAUUACAUAACCAAGCCUCUCAGAUCAUGAUCUCACAAUGUUUAGUGUAUGCCUAUGAGGAUUUCAAGUACAGCUAUAGAAGAAAUUAUAGGAGAUUUUUGUAGCGAAACAUCAAAGUCAAACUGGAAACGAAAACCGGCCCAGGCGAAUCUUCCAUCUACGUUUUCUCAUGCAAGUACAGUAACAAUGUCUGGACUCGUCCGUUAUCUUGCUACUCAAAAAGUUCGACUUCUUCAAGGAUUAAGCGUGCUAGUUUUCUACUGGAUUUUGGUCUUUGGUACGUUAUUUGUGUUUGGAGCACUCAUAGUUUAUGUGGUAAUUAAUCGUUUGUUUAUCAUUUGGCCGCUCUGUGUCCUUUACUUGACGUGGGUAUAUUUUAUUGACCUUAAGACCUUUAGCCGUGGAGGUCGAAGAGCGGAGUUCAUUAGAAACAAUCCAUUGUUUGAUUAUAUGAGAGAUUAUUUCCCAAUAAGUUUGGUCAAGACCACACAGCUCGACCCAGCGAGAAACUACAUAUUUUGCUAUCAUCCACAUGGUGCUAUCCCAGAUGGUCUAGCUAUUGGCUUUGGAUCAGAAGCUUUGCAAUUCAGCAAGAAAUUCCCGGGAGUUGUCCCUUACAUUGGAGUGCAUUCAUGUAUGUAUCCAUAUUAGAACAAUAGGAGUAUGUACAUUAGUACAAAACAACAACAACAACAACUACAAGAGAAUGGGAGUGAUCCCACCUCCUCAUACCCAGAUCUUACCCUUUCUUACGCUGCUUAGUCUGCUACACAGCCGUCACGCAACGCUCCUCCCCACAGACUCCCCACAGACUCCCCACACACUGGGGAGGAGCGUUGCGUGACGACACUAAAAACAGCUUGCGGCUUUGCCGUGAGCCGCGAGAAACAAGGGCGUAAGCCCAAGAAUAAAAAAUAAGAGACUGCUGACUCUUUUGUUUUGUCUGGGGACAACCAAGCUGUCAAGGUAAUUUAAUUAAUCAUUUAAACCCGAGGAACUUGAAACAAUUUAUAAAUAGAACAAAAACAACAAACUGAAAAAAAUACAGUUUCUUUAAAUCUAGUAAGAUUGCCUUGAAUUUGUUUCCCUUGAGGAAAUUUACAGCAGUCUCCUUCUGUAAGAUAUCCUUAAAAGUUUUAUUACUGAGAUUACUGCUUGGUUCGCUAUUGUUUGCAGUUGGUUGUCACGUGACUAUUUUUAUUGCUUGCAAUCUCACCACAGACCAGUCAAUUAUCUGUCAACAGCUGUGCAAUCCAUUUCUAUCCAUUUCAACUCCAUUUCUGGGCUGACGGAGGGUUUGUUUACUACAAAAGAGUCAGCAGUCCGUCUUUUCUCGUCUGGUCUCAAUUCCCUUAUUGUAAUAAUAACAUCGUGGUUUACAAUCGCGCUGGAUGAGAUAAGAACUAGAUGGAUUUUAAGAGAAAAGGUGGACUGCAAUCAGUCUAUGAUAUUAACUAGGAGUAAGACAUAGUGGUUGAUUCUCACCUCACCUGCCUUGAGUGCAAGUUAAUAAAAAAAAGUUAAUUAAGCACUUAUCUAUUUCUCUACUCCUGUGGGAGCUGCAGAAUGGAGUUUCUGAGUAUUUUUUACUUCCUUUCCACAGUUAUGGGUUGGUCUCCAAUCUUUCGUGAAAUUGUAAUGGGUCUUGGAGUAGUAAAUGUCAGCCACGAAAGCUGCAAGUUUGUACUGACUCAGCAGGGCCCUGGGCAUUCAGUUGCCAUUGUUGUUGGAGGUGCCUCUGAAGUUCUUAACCUGUUCCCUGGCUCUUAUACCCUUACUUUGGAAAGACGAAGAGGCUUUAUCAAGCUGGCCUUGGAGACUGGGUAACAUUCCUCUUUUUUUGGAUGUGGCAGGGGAAUGGCAAAUGUUUCGAGAGGAAUAUGUUUCUCAAGGGAGAUUUCCAUAUUAGUGGUAGAGUGCUGAGUUUGGUCUCACUUAGGCUGUUCUGAAUAAAAAAGCCCCUAUUUUUACCCAUACCAUUGUCACUUAGGGCUUUGCAUAAAGAAUUAUGUACAGAAACCAGACUUGGACGCUGUGUUAAAAAACAGCAUUUGAUGCCAAACGUCUUUAGCACUUUGAAAAUCACUGUAGCUCUUAUUUAAGUACAGUCUCCUUCAGGAAUCAGAUGGGAUACUAAAAACUGAACACAUCUGAGCAAUUUCUUCCAUGUUGCCCUUGACAUCGCAGAGAACUUGUCUUUACUCAGUUGUUUAUCCUCAUACGCAUCAGAAAAUGCCUUAGAAUACCUAAUUGUUUUUACUUUAAAACUUUAAGGUAGACUUAGAUAUGCGCUAUUUUACUCAGUACAGCUCAAUCCUUUAAUUUCCCAUUUGUCCAUUGAACUGAUGAUAGCUAAGAAACUGCUUCUUUGCCAUAUUCAAGGUCCCCCUUGGUUCCAGUAUUUGGAUUUGGGCAAAACGACGUGUUUGAUAAACAGCCUAAAAUCGACUACCUGUUGAGAUACAAACCUGGACGCAGCAAGUGGGAGAAGUGGUCAAAGGUUUUCUUGAAAGGUGUCAUGCAGGUCAUGUUUGCGCGCUUUGGAGUCAUGCCCUAUCCACAUCCUAUUACUGUUGUUGGUAAGUUCCAAAUGAUACUUAAAACGUUAGAACGUUACACCACGUGUACGAAAGCCUGUCCGAUGCGUUCAGAUAGUGGGGAUGACAAAAAGAAGGAAAAACGAAGGAAGGAAGGAAAAAUGGCAGGGGGGUGCACUCCAUUAUCCGCAAACGGUACGAUAAUCACUUGGUCAUUUUCCCGCCAUUUUUUGCGUUAGUUUGUCGCUUUCAACGUGAAGAAGUUACUUUUGGCGUUCGUGAGAAACGUGAGUAAAACUGAUGUUUUUUUCAUCAUUGUUAGAUACAACAGGGAUCAUAUCUUAAAACAUCAGUUUUCACAUCACGUUUUAUAGUGGAAGUCACACUUCUCCAUCAUCAUUUGACAAAACCAAAUUUUAAAGAAACGAAACGGGUUUUAUUGACUGCCGGAGUGUCUCGCGUAAACGGGUAUUAAAGGGGUCUUAAAGAGAAGAAGCCCCCUUUAUUUAAUAGAGCCGAGGUUUGUUUAAGCACUUACACCUUGUUUCAUAUUAACACUACGGCCGAAGAUGUGUCGGCCUUCGGCCAACACCGAAAAUUCCCGCCGCACGCGAGAAAAACCUCUGGUACCCAGGGUACAUUAACACCUUCACCGGCAAAUUUGCUCGUCUGUGGUGAUGGGCUUUACCCCGGCCGUGUAGAUUUUACAAUUAGAAUAAUCUUAACUGUAACCUGUUUUUCUUGACUUCCUUUUCAGUUGGAUCUCCUAUCCCAGUGGAGAAAGUGGAAAAUCCAAGCGAGCAACAAAUGAAUAAACUGCACUCGGAGUACAAAGAGAAGCUUAAGGAGCUGUUUGAACAACAUAGGGAUGCAUGCGGUGUACAAAAGGAGACUGAGCUUGUUAUUCAAUAACCCUUAUUAGCUAAGUGCUAGCGAUUGAAUUAGAAUCGUAAUAAAUGAUGCGCAAAAUAGGUUUAGAGUAUCUCGCGAAACGAAACCAAAUGGUACUUUGAUAUUGCAAUCGCUGCAGGCUGUCAUUGUGUCUCAAGAUAUUAAAUAUAUCUAACUAGUAUUUCCAACUAUGAUCGUAGCUGUAGCCUUAAAAGCCAUCGCUUAACACCUCUGAAUAACAGACAGGAACAGAGGUUUGAAAAGUUUGACGUUUAAAUAAAUGGCUUUAGAUAAAUGGCUUUAAGAAUUUUGAUACUGCUAUCCUGAGAGAGUCCUAGGAGUUCCCGGCGUUUGCCGAAACUACACGACCCAGGACUUUCCCGGCGUCCACUGGAGCGGGACUACUGGGAACGCGGGUGUUGGUGGCAUUUUCUGCCGCAGACUGCAGAUCGCAGCGACAACAGGUAUCAAUGUAAUGUAAUGGUACAAAUUAUGAAAUGAACUGCUGGCUCUAACAAGGUGCAUUAUGAAAUGAAAGCAUAUAUCCGGGGGAAAGGUGUACGCGGCCAUGUCUGCUAAAGCAACGGCCAAAAAACUCAGUGCCACUUUUGAUGCUGGUUAGCAUUGUUGAUUUACCCAAAUUAAUGAGGGAUUUUGCUCCGGGAGCAUGCUCCAGGGGCACGUUCCGGGAGCAAAGCUCCUCCGUGUGUACCAACGAUUUCACGGGUAUACUUCAUCCUCGGGAGCAGAAUUUCCACCCCGCAAAAUGCUCCACGAUAUUUAACCGGUUAAAUGUUUGGAAGCAAGCUCCCGGGGCAAAUAGAGCGAACUUGAAAACGCUCCCUCGUGUGUACUGACACGUGCAAAAUGAUCCGGGAGCAAAACCCCUCGUGUGUUUCGGCCUUUAUAGUUACCUGGUACCGUUUUGUUUUGUUCAAUUUUAUUUUUAUUUAUUUAUUCAUUUAUUUAUUUAUCAUAAUUUUUUAUUCUCCUUAAUUUUUUUCUUUCUCUUUCGUGUGUCACAACCC